CGCGAAUAAAUGUAUCACAUGACGGACGGUACACCCUACUGUACACAGCUUACAGUUGGUUCAUCACACGGAACGGCAUAGUCUAAGCAAGAUCUGUGGUUCGCCACUUUCAAUCAACCCAAACAUGGAAGGAAUGAAUCUGCCAGAUCUGAAUGCUGCAGAAAACGAGACGUCUUACUACUUGGACAAGACCUGGGUGCAGUGUGAGUCCCCAGCCUGCAUGAAGUGGAGGCUGAUCCCGAGGAGAGAGUUUGAGGGGUGCGACCGAGACCAGCCCUGGUACUGCCACAUGAACCAGGAUCCGCUCUUCAGCCACUGCUCUGUGCCCGAGGGUCUGUUUCCAAAAAUCUCCCAGCUUCAGGAGUUUGGGCUGACGCUGAUUUACUCAAAGAUUCCUGUCGGAAGCUUGGUCCUGGUGAAGGCUGGCAGGUGGCCAUGGUGGCCAGCAGUCCUGAGCCCAGAUCCUGUGUCUGCGGAGUAUAUGGAGGAGGACAGCGAAGGGGACGUGCUGAAGUACCAUGUGGAGUUCCUCGGCUGUCCUCACUCACGCCUGUGGACCUCUGCAAGGGCAGUGCAGCUCUACCGGGCUGUAGCUGCAGAGCCCAAAAAUCUGAAAGUCUCUCUGAAGAAGUCGUACAAAGUGGCAUUAGAGGAGGCGGCAAAGAUGGAGCGUGCCACAUGUGAGGAGAGGCUGCAGCUGUGCCUCUUUAAGCCACAGGAAUUCUAGUGCUCCAUCAAGCUGAAUGUUUAAUGGGUGAUAUUGAGAAGAUGAUUGAGCAGUGUCACUCAGUGUACACUCCGACCCAGAGCACCCACAAGGGCAAGAGGAGUUC
Molecule: messenger RNA, 833 nt
Organism: Conger conger (European conger)
Lineage: Eukaryota; Metazoa; Chordata; Actinopteri; Anguilliformes; Congridae
Product: zinc finger CW-type PWWP domain protein 2-like
Exons: 5
Coding region: 125-727 (200 amino acids)
Cellular component (GO): nucleus
Molecular function (GO): zinc ion binding
Source: RefSeq, a predicted model, not a curated record